This is a messenger RNA of Dovyalis caffra, 1908 nucleotides long. The record is from the annotation of a GenBank genome assembly. NCBI's taxonomy places the organism in Eukaryota, Viridiplantae, Streptophyta, Magnoliopsida, Malpighiales, Salicaceae.
AUGGAGAUUAUCCCGUCUUCAUCUUCACCUUCACCUUCACCUUCGUCUUCUUCAAGUAGAUUCAAACUUUUUGACCAGUUAGAAUUGCAAGAAUUCAACGAUAAGUACGUGAUCAAAUCCGUUGAAUCUCCUAAUCGCGGCUUCUCUAUUAGUCGUCUCCACGGAGAUAUCCAGUCUCUUAAUGAUAAUGAUGAUGAGAGUUCCGUUAGUCCGUCAAAAACCUCGGCUAUCUACGGCGUAGUCGGAACAUACAUGCUUGUGAUAAUUUCGCGGAAAGAAGUUGGAACAUUUCUUGGUUUUCCUGUUUUCCGAAUAACAGCAAUGAAGUUUUUGCCUUGCAAUGACGCAUUGAAGUUUUCGACUACGCAAGAAAAAAGAGACGAGGCUUACUUUAUGAAUCUUUUGAAAGUGGUGGAGUCAACUCCUGGGUUGUAUUAUUCGUAUGAAACGGAUAUGACAUUGAACGUACAAAGAAGAUGUAAAUUAGCGGAAGGGUGGAUGAGUAAACCGCUUUGGAAGACAGCUGACCCUCGAUUUGUUUGGAACAAAAAUCUUUUGGAUGAACUUAUUGAGUUUAAGCUAAAGCUAAAAGAAUCAUCUGCAACAGUUACAUUACUUUCGAGAAGGUGUACUCGGCGUCUAGGUAUUGGAUUGCAGGGGACACGAAUGUGGAGACGAGGAGCUAACCUUGAAGGAGACACUGCUAAUUUUAUUGAAACUGAGCAAUUGCUGGAGCUUGAAGGUUACAGAUCUUCAUUCUUGCAGAUUCGAGGUUCGAUUCCCCUACUUUGGGAGCAGAUUGUUGAUUUGAGCUAUAGACCACGUCUUAGAAUUAUUAAUCAUGAGCAAAUGUCAAAGGUUGUGGAGCGCCAUUUCCAUGAUCUUUACCAACGAUAUGGGGACACCAUAGCAGUUGAUUUAACCAAUAAACAUGGUGAUGAAGGUCAAUUAAGCAUGGCUUAUGCUGCUGAAAUGCAAAAGCUUCCAAAUAAUAGGAUACCACGAUAUAUGUGGCUGCAGUGUCAUCUCUAUGCUAUGGAUGUUGUUGGUGGGCAUGUUGGCUUUAUGGUCAAGCUAACUAAUUCAGCAAAACAAGUACCAACCUACCAAAAGGAGUUUGCAUAUCCUUCUUCAUCUUCUUCCUCCUCCUUCCCCUUCCUUCUACUUAGCGGAUAUGUAUCAUUUGACUUUCAUCAUUUUUGUGGCAACUCAAACUUUGAUAAUCUACAAAUUCUAUAUGAUCAAAUCUCUGACGACUUCCAAAAGCAAGGAUAUCUCCUCAUAGACCCAGAAGGAAAUAUAUUGGAGGAGCAGAAUGGAAUUUUUAGAUCUAACUGCAUUGACUGCUUGGAUCGAUCAAAUGUUACCCAGAGUUUUUUGGGUCAGAAGUCUUUAACCAUACAAUUGCAAAGAAUAGGAGUGCUUACUUCUAUCGAGUGCAUUUCUAUGUUCAUUGAAGAAUAUGGAAAGUUCAGAACAUUAUGGGCUGAGCAAGGUGAUGAGGUCAGCCUUGAAUAUGCUGGAACUCAUGCUUUGAAAGGGGAUUUGGUUCGAUAUGGAAAACAGACUAUAGGUGGAAUAAUCAAAGAUGGGAUGAGUGCCCUUUCAAGAUACUAUCUGAACAAUUUUCAAGAUGGAGUUCGGCAGGAUGCACUGGAUCUUAUAAGUGGCCGUUAUAGUGUCAACAGAAAUGAUCCUUCACCAUUCCAGCUCAAUGGAUUCGAAUCAUUUUCUGGUCCAUAUACUGUAGUUCAGUCCGGUGGCCGUGUUAUUCAUACUAUAGCGAAUAGCACAGAAAUGCAUGUGCAGGACCACUCACAAAACCAUAUAUUCAGAUAUCUUGAAGGGAUGUCAACCUUUAUGUCAUCAUAUAGUGAGAAUCUGUUAGGGAAUACAUUCUCCAACUGA